AUGAACUUCUUAUAAUUUAACAAAAAUUAGAUCAACAUAGCUUUUAUUAAUUGUUAAAGAAUAUAAAUUAUAAAUAGUAUCUUUUAAUUAAAUUAGGGGAUUAAUGGUGGAGCUUUAUUUAUUUAAAAUAAUAUUAAUUAUUUGAAAUUGAAGAAUUCUACGUUUGUUCAAAAUACUGCUUUCGCAAGUGGUGGUGCUUUAUAUUUAUUAGAGUAAAAUGGUCUAUUAGACAUAGAUAAUUAAACAAUAAUUGAACAAAAUAAAGCUUAAAUCGGAGGAGGGUUAAAAUUAUAGAAUUCUAUGUUAAAUACUACCCCAAAAUAACUUAUAGAAUUAAUGAAAAAAAUAAAUUUUAAAAAUAAUGAGGCUAAGAUAUUUGGAUAGAAUUAUUAACUUGGAUGCCAUUCUCUUAAAAUUGAGAUGAUUUCUAGGCAAAAUUAGGAAAAAAAAAUUAAAUUUAUAUACAAUGAUUUGUAAAAACAAAGCCUAGCAUUUGAGUCUUAAUAUUCAGGAAAAGUAUUUAUGAAGGAUAUUAAAAGUGGUGAUAUUAUUGAUUUUGCAGUCUCAAUCAUUGACGAAGAAGGAAAUAAAUUUAUUCUAACUUAAGAUAAUUAUUUUAUUAAAAAUAAUAAUCUAAAAAUUAUUGAACUUAAUAAAUAUUCAUUUUAAUUAUAAAUUAUCAUUACUUUUUAUUUAAUAAAGUAAUGA
Molecule: messenger RNA, 708 nt
Organism: Tetrahymena thermophila SB210
Lineage: Eukaryota; Ciliophora; Oligohymenophorea; Hymenostomatida; Tetrahymenidae
Exons: 2
Source: RefSeq, a predicted model, not a curated record